AUGCUCAUGAGCGAUGGACUGCUGCGGGUAUUUUGGCCAUAUGACCUCCCGCGAUCAUCAUCGCCCGGUGUGAUUGUCGGAUGGCGGAACUCGGAGCUUGAUUUGUUUGUGCUCACGGUGCUGGAGGAUGUCGAGCCUCGGAAUGUCGAUAAUGCACUUCGUGCGGGGAUUCUGUUUCGAAAUAGCCCACACCCGAUUGUGCGUAUCUUUACGCUGUGUGGACGGUCCCAGAUGCAUGUCCUUGGCUCGACAAAUGCUCCUCAGUCCCCUACUUCGUUCAGUUCCUCUCAUCUCUAUGUGACUACGUACCCGCCAUCGAAAGCUCCUCGUAUCUUCUGUCCACCGGAUGCAGGUCUGUCGGUUCAGGUUAUCAUGUAUCACCGUCCGCACCCAACGCGCAUGGAGUACAUGUCACUGGAUCCUAUUUCUCUGGCUUUGGGCGAUAAAGCCAUAACGGCGGAGAUCUGGGGUCCGUCUUCGGAUAAGAUAGAGUCAGAGGAAGAGGGAGACAAGGCUGGAUCAAAGGUACUGGUUGAGAAGCUCAAGCUUCACUCGGUCGUCAAGCACAUCCCAUCACAGAAGGAGCAGGCCCUCCCGCUCAUAAUCAACCAAGUCAACUGUGCUUACGAGAUGGGACAACUCAUGCUCAAAAACAGCCAUUUAAUUGGGAUUCGUGCGAAAAGAAGUAUGAGUGUUGGAGAACGUGUGGUGGAAUCGGCGACCACACUGUGGGGAUUCAUUGUUCUCUGUAUUGCCCACGUUUUCUGGCAAUGGCUCUGGCCUGUUGUCACCAGAGUCUUUGUCAUUGGGCUUGUGUGCCAUCGCUCUGUUGCAGAAGUAGUCUUGCAAGUUCUCGAGUGGCGUGCUCGUCCUGACGCAGCUGCUCUCAAGGAUAUCUCGGCGACGGCUCAACAGGUUGAUAUACGUUUACAGCAGUUUUGCUAUUGGCCGAUUCAAUAUGUGAAGCUCCGUCAGAGAAAGGAUAAUUGGGAGAGCGUGACAACUAGUCAUCCUGACUACAUUCGGUUCUACAACAGUCUGUGGCUUGUUGCUAAUGAUGUGAUCAUCGGCAUUGCGCUGGGGUCUUAUAUCAUUGACAACGCUAACUGGGUCGCUUCGCAAAUUAACACUGUCCUGACUGGAUGGACAGUAGAAGGAUUACAACGUACAAUUUCAUGGCUCAUGGACUGGCCGGCUGGUUUGAAGCUGAACAACGAACUUGCAGCUUUCCUUGGUGACCUGUUUCUUUGGGUUAUUGAGAAUUGGGCUGCUUGUAUUUCCAACUUGCAACCUUACCUCCCUGCUGUCAUCUACAUUAUUGGAUGUUCAAGCUUUGCAGGCGCCAGCAUGCCCAUUGCUCUGUUCUCUGAUCUUUUGUCGGUUCUGACUGUUCACAUUUACUCGUUCUACAUUGCCUCCGCACGCAUUUUCAACUGGCAACUCACUAUCAUCAUCUCCCUUUUCCAUCUCUUCCGUGGCAAGAAACGCAACGUCCUGCGCAACCGAAUUGAUUCAUGCGAUUACGACCUUGACCAACUUCUCCUUGGCACCAUUCUCUUCACUGUCCUGUUCUUCCUACUUCCUACCGUGGUGGUGUUCUACUUGACCUUCGCUUCGGCCCGGAUGUUAAUAAUCUCAAUGAAGGCAGCACUUGAUACCUGCCUCGCAUUCUUAAAUCACUUCCCACUCUUUGCAUUGAUGCUCCGCGUGAAAGACUCGCAACGUCUACCAGGCGGUAUCCGAUUCGAGCUACGGGAUGAGCCAGACAAGAACUCCACUAAUAGAGACUCAACUGCGAUGACGUCCUACAUCCACCUCGAGUCUAUCCCACUACCGUUACGUGCAAUGUUCGAUCAGUACUUCCAACUAGGUCACAGACUCCGAAAGCACUACCUCGCUCCUCGAGUGAUCUUCUGCCUCGUUACUGGCCGCUUCGUACCGCCUAUUCACCGCCGCAACCUGUACAGUAUGCAGUACAGCAUGUUACCCGCCCGUCGGGCUGGCAUGGCAGAGGUAUGGGCAUUGCUCACCCAGCCCAAGAAAGGUAGCAGUGGGAGCAGUGGCUCUGGCUCUAUGGGUGGGGGCAUUGGCGGCCUCAACCCGAUUGUUAAGGUCCCUGCGAACUUCGGGCAGGGUGAUAUGAGGCGACGGGGUCAUCGCUAA
Penicillium antarcticum is the source of this 2163-nucleotide messenger RNA. Its product is annotated as phosphatidylinositol N-acetylglucosaminyltransferase. Gene Ontology annotation, cellular component: membrane; endoplasmic reticulum. Gene Ontology annotation, biological process: GPI anchor biosynthetic process. The record is from RefSeq and is a predicted model, not a curated record. Bases 1 to 2163 code for a protein of 720 amino acids. The transcript has 3 exons. NCBI's taxonomy places the organism in Eukaryota, Fungi, Ascomycota, Eurotiomycetes, Eurotiales, Aspergillaceae.